Molecule: messenger RNA, 639 nt
Organism: Enterobius vermicularis (human pinworm)
Lineage: Eukaryota; Metazoa; Nematoda; Chromadorea; Rhabditida; Oxyuridae
Source: the annotation of a GenBank genome assembly
AUGGCUACUAAUUUCGGUAAUGCUGCUGUAGACAUUGAGGAAACCAGCGGUGAUAUUGCUGGCGCUACCAGUAUUAGGCGGCCUCGCACUUUGGAACCUGGGUUAGAAACUGAUUUUGAUACACUUGAUGAGCCGGUUUGGGACACAGUGAAGCGUGAUCUGCGAACAGUUGGGAACAAAUUUGCUCACGUACUGGUACCAAGAAGUGAUAAACAACUCUUGCGCGAUUGGGACUUGUGGGGCCCUCUUUUUAUUUGUGUUUUUAUCUCAUUAUUACUGCAGGGUGGAGAUAAAGGCAAUGGGCCCCAUUUUACAGAAGUUUUUUCUCUAACUUUCUUUGGUGCCUGUGUGGUGACGUUAAAUAUCAAACUGCUUGGAGGCCACAUAUCUUUCUUCCAAACGUUAUGUGUUCUUGGUUACUGCCUCUUACCUCCCGGAGCAGCAGCACUAAUUUGCAAGUUCAUCGAGAUGGCGUUUUUAAUACGACUUCUGGUGACAAUUGCUGGAUUUGUUUGGGCAACACAUGCGUCGAUGGCGUUCCUUUCUGGGUCUCAGCCACCAAAAAGGAAAGUUUUAGCUAUUUAUCCUGUAUUUCUGUUUUACUUUGUUGUCAGUUGGAUGAUUAUUUCUCACACUUGA